UAAUGACAUUUAGUCAAUUUGACAACCGACAAUAGUGUGUCAUUUUAAUUUUUCCUCCCAGAAAUUUUGUAUUUGAGUGCUUAAUUACAACUAUUGCAUACAUUUUGAAAAGAAAUUGUCAUCAGCUAUGGCUAACGAUGAAGUUGUGUUGAAACAAUAUUUGUCUAAAUAUAAACACCGUGAUUAUACUGCGCGAGAAGUCAUUAGUCUGAUUCAAAUACAUCGUAGUCUUGUAUAUCGUUUAGAAGCCUUUGUGUUCAAUAAUGGCACUAGAAAGGAUUUACUCAACCUCGAAGGCACGAUACCAGUGAAUUACAAAGGUGCUUUUUACAAUAUUCCCGUCUGUAUUUGGCUUAUGGAUACUCAUCCACAAAAUGCGCCAUUAUGUUUUGUAAAACCUACCCCUGAUAUGACGAUCAAAACAUCUAAAUGGGUUGACAGUAAUGGUAAGAUUUAUCUACCUUAUCUCCAUGAAUGGUCACCUUCUGGCUCAACUCUACAACGUUUGGUUCAGAAGAUGAUUGCAGCAUUUGGGGAAUUGCCACCUGUUUAUGCUAAACCACGCAAUCAGCCUCAAAUUCCAUACCCAUUCGAUCCCUUCAUGCCUCAUCCAUCAGGCUAUCCAUAUCCUCAAGUUAGCCCCCAGCCAGGUUAUUCAACAGCUACCCCUUAUCCCACAACAUCAAAUCCAUUACCUUAUCCAAACUUUGGUACACCAUACCCAGGUCCAGUAAGCACUAAUAAUCUAGUAGGUACACCUUAUCCUGCUGCCAACCCUUACCCACCAACAACCAAUUUUGGUGUUGUUACUGAAAUGGCUGGUGGUACCAUCACAGAGGAGCACAUAAAAGCUUCAUUACUAUCAGCAGUUACUGAUAAAUUGCGGAGGAAGUUAAAUGAACAGUCCCAGCAGUCACAGGCUGAACUGGAAACAUUGAGGAGAACUCAACAAGAACUCUGUGAAGGCAAAUCUCGUCUUGAAGAUAUAUUUACAAGACUGCAACGAGAGAAAGCAGCGCUUGAGAAAAAUUUGAGCACACUACAAGAGAAAGAAAAGGAAUUGGAGGCUGCAGUAGAGAGACUUGCGGAGCAAGAUGGGAUUGAAGCGGAUGAGGCUGUAGUAACAACUGCUCCAUUAUACUCUCAACUUUUAAAUGCAUUUGCAGAAGAAGCGACAUUGGAAGAUGCUAUAUAUUACAUGGGCGAAGCUUUACGUAAAGAAGUAAUAGAUCUGGAUACUUUCUUGAAACAAGUACGUACAUUGGCUAGGCGGCAGUUUACUUUACGUGCAUUGAUGCACAAAUGUAGGCAAAAGGCUCAACUAGCUUGCUAGUGACAAUGUUAUACCCAAUGCAAUCUUUAUAAAUUAUGGCUUAUCAUAAUACUGCCAUCAUAAAGGUAUGUAAUUUUGUGGGAUUGUUAUAUUUGCAACAAUUAUGUGUUAAAUUCAAAUUGCUUAAAUGCUUGUUUAUAUUUUAUUUAUACACCAAAUAGUGUAACUGAAAAACUGUUUUAAAUCAAUGUAGUUUGACAAUAAUAAAAAAUAAAACAUCCAAGCUCAGUUAUGAUUCAGAUAUAACAUCAAGUAACUGAAAAAUACUUUGUUUUGUUCCUUUUAUUUUACAAUUAAAUUUUAUUCCGCUUAUACACUUUCUUAUUUUUCAAAGAAAUAUAAAAAUCCCAGCUUCAGGGCACUUCAAUUAGUUUAUCAUAUUCUGUGUGCAAGAAAUUAAUUCCAUAUUUUUCUUGAAUAUGGCCAGGUUUAUAUUUCUGGUUAGGCUAUUACAUUUUUAUAUAAUCUGUCAAUGCAUUUCUAUGUAUGAAAAUAAUUUUGCCAUCGUUUUAUAUGAAUGUGCUUAUUAAUUAAACGGAAAGAUUGAAUUAAAGGUUGUUAAUUUGUAGACAAGUGUAUGACGCCAUAAUUGUUCUGUCUUAUAAUCUUGAUAAUUUUUGGAUGCUAUAUACAAUACUGGGUUUUUAUUAUACCAAAUUAUGUAUCAUUAAAUCAUGCUCUAGUAACUAAGGUAUAUUAUGAUAGACAAUAAUGCAAUGAUAGAAAAAAUGCAAUGGUUGAAAAUAUUACAUUAUACAUGGAUUGAAAAAAAUGUAUCAUGUAUCUAUUUUGUUUAUCUAUUAUUCUCAUAUAACUUCUUUGCAGGUCACAAUGAAGGUUUAUUUUUCAAAUGUGUCUUUUUAAUUUUCAGCCAGUAAGAAUACCUUUUUUUUAGUAAAAAUUCUAACAGGAAAUAAUUAUGUUUAUUUAGUUCAUUCUAUUUUGAUCAAAACUUUAGUAUGUGUAAACAAUUUUGUUUUUAGAAUUGAUAAAAUCAUAUUUUCCUUAAUUUGAAGUUUUUGUAUAAUUCUAUAAUUACUUUGAAGUAUGCCUCAUAUCUGAGGUAAAUUGAAUGAAGAAUGGUAAAAUAUUUAAACAAUUGAAAUUUUCAAUGUACAGUGAAGAAAAUUGGGAAAGGCUGUUUAACAAUAAUUUAAUCCAUAAAUACUUAUCUUUCAGUAAAUAUGUAUUUUAGACUUUGUAGAACUAAAUAGAUAAGGAUUGAAGAAAUCCUACUAUUGUAAAAUAUAGACAUAAAAAUUUUGUAGUCUAAGUUAAAUUGGUUUUAUUUUUAUUGAACUAUUGAAAUUAAUAAGAUCUUAUUUUUCAUUUGAAUUGUAUUUCUCUGAACUGAAAGAUAUUGUUUUUAAGUUUUAUCCUGUACAUUUGUUUAUUUUAUAAAAUGUACGGUUGGGUUGUAGAAAUAUGUCCCUCUGUGUAUUAUGUAUUCAUUAUAUUAAUAAGGAGUAAUAUAUAUUAUUGUUAGUCAUUUUUAUAUUGUCUUGACGAACAUAUAGCAUAAGUCAGGUUAGACCCAAGUGGAUGUAAUUUGUCACAAUAAAUGAGUAAAUGCAAAA
Messenger RNA from Papilio polytes (common Mormon), 2910 nucleotides. It is a transcript of the gene TSG101, whose product is annotated as tumor susceptibility gene 101 protein. Gene Ontology annotation, biological process: endosome to lysosome transport; protein modification process; protein transport. The record is from RefSeq and is a predicted model, not a curated record. Gene Ontology annotation, cellular component: ESCRT I complex. Bases 128 to 1333 code for a protein of 401 amino acids. The transcript has a single exon. Gene Ontology annotation, molecular function: ubiquitin binding. Lineage: Eukaryota; Metazoa; Arthropoda; Insecta; Lepidoptera; Papilionidae.